UAGGGACAAAAUGAUAGAUAUAUUUUUACGAAUAUUUUGUUAAAAUUAAUGAAUCCUUUUGGUACUAACUGUAAUAUCUCCGUAAUUAUCUCUGAACCUGCAAUAGUGUCGCGUUAUUUGACCGAAGUUUUGCCUUGUUCAUUGACCGUUGCUAUUCCCAUUAGUUUUUGGAAGUAAUUUCGUUCAGUAAAAUCGAAUAUGUCUGUUUUAAUAAAAUAUCAAUUCCAUAUUUUGUACUAUGUUUUAAGGUAUUACACUUGCACUUAAUGAGGAACACUUAAGAUUUCCUGGAACUCUAUUUUUCUUAAGAACUGGUUAGAUAUGGUCCUGAGCCGCAGUCAGUUAACGUGAAAUUACGGUUACUCUGAUCUCGUACAUUAAUUUGUGACAAUAACGGGUAUUUGCAUUUUGCCGCUCAAUACUAGUCAUAGUUAUUUUUUAAUCUACAUAUACAUACAUGUGUAUUUUUAUGAUAACGUUAUUCAAUAAAAAAGAAAGAGGAUGGAGAAAGUAUUACAUUCAUUAAAUAGAAAAUUAAUUGCUGCAGAUAAACAUCGAGAUUUGAUUAAUAAGUACAAAACAUUAUGUACAGAUGAAGAACGUAUAGUAUUUACUCUUAAUGUUAUGCUAGAAUAUAAUAUAAUUCCACAAGCUUGUGGUGAUAUAAAAGAUGCAAAGGAAUCUGAGAAAUUGAGAGAACAAGGUAAUAAACUAUUUGUUUCAACACCAUUGAAAAAUUAUACAUGUGUGGACGCAUUAAAAUUGUAUACAAAAAGCAUAGCUUAUGCUCCUUAUCCAUCUGAACAACUUGCUUUGGCAUAUGCCAACAGAUCUGCUGUUCUAAUAAAGUUACAUAAAUAUGAGUUAUGUAUUCAAGACAUAGAUAGAGCACUAGCACUCACAUAUCCAAAUAAUUUACGUGCUAAGCUUUGUGUAAGAAAAGUUGAGUGUUUAAAUGCUCUGGGACAUCCUCGUAUGGAAGAUGCCAUAAAAGAAGCACAAUAUUGGUUGGAAAAGAUGUCUUCAGAUGAUAUCAACCGAAAAAAAUUAAGUGAAAAACUAAAUAAUACAAAACACAAUUUAGCAUCUCAAAAGUUGAAGAAACAGAAUACUAUAAAACAACCACCGCUUCCUAAGAUAAAAACUCGUAAUAUUGAAGUUCCUUGUGCUUCUGAUGCAGUAACUAUAAAGUAUAAUGAAGAAUAUGGUAGACAUAUUGUAGCUACUCAUAAAAUAAGACCUGGUGAAGUAAUUGCAGUAGAAAAGCCAUACUCAUUAAUAUUAACACCUGAUAAUAUACAUACACAUUGCUCAAAUUGUUUGGAGGUGUCUUGGGCCAAUAUACCUUGUGAGCACUGCACAUAUGCUAUGUAUUGUUCAGAGGAAUGUAAGAUUAUGGAAUGGAAAAAGUAUCACGAUGUUGAAUGCACAGUAUUUCCCUCUAUGUUAAAGAUGAAUUUUGUCAAAUUAGAUUUGUUUAGUUUAAGACUUGCAAUUCAGGCUGUGAGAGAAGCUACACAUAUACAAGAACUAAGGAAGGAGUUAAAAGAAGUUGAUAGUUGUGUUGCUUCUCGAACAAAAGGUUUUUCUAAAGAUGGCACUUUUCCUAGUGAUAAAUAUAGGAGUUUAUUAGGUCUUGUGACUAAUACUGAAAAACGUUCAGUACAAGAUCUCUUUAGAAGAUCUUUAGAUGCAAGCUUUAUUUUAUACUUUGUAGCAACAUGUACUAAUAUGUUUGGAAAUCCAUUAAGCAAAGAUUUAUCUGUGUUAAUAAAAAAUGCUGAUGUUACAUUUGUUGGUGGUCUUAUUUUGAGACAUCAGCAACUGAUUCCUAAUAAUAUUCAUAGUUUCUCUGAGGAAUGUGGAUUAGAGGCAGUUGAACGUGGUGCUGCAGCUAUGCCAUUCUCCAGCUUAAUUAAUCACAGUUGUAAUCCAAAUAUCUUAAGGCAUUCAAGAUCUGAAUAUGUUAUUAUCUAUGCUAUAUAUCCUAUUGAAGAAGGGGAACAGUUAUAUGAUAUUUAUACUCAACAUUAUGCUAUUACACCAAAAGCUGUGAGACAAGAAAAGCUUUUGAAACAGUAUUAUUUUAAGUGUAAUUGUCUACCAUGUCAAGAGGAUUGGCCAUUGUACUAUAAUCUAAAAUCUUUCAGAAAUUUAGUUAAGAAGGAGGAAGAUAAGAAUAGAAUUAGACAUGUGUUAAGAAAAUUUAAUAAAUAUGUCAAUAUUGCAACAGAAGGAAAUAUAUCGGAUAAACAUAUCGUUGAUGAUUUGUUAAAAAUGAUUGAAGUACUAUACGAAUUGGUGCCAAUGCCGUGUACAGAAAUGAAUAACGUAGUAGAAACUUUGAAGCGUGUCUACGAUUUAAAUGGAAAUCGGUUUGAAAUCCCUGAACUGUAAGUAACGUCUCAUAUGUGAUAAAAUUUAUACAAAACAAAAUUUUAAUGUUUUAAUGUUUUGUAUAAAAAUAAUGUAUAAAAAUGUGUAUGAAAAUAAAUGUGCGUUUUAAACUAUUUGUCUCUUCUUUACAUCGAAUAUUUCUAUACAUGUUUUAAUAUUUAAUAAUAUUUAUUUAUAAUAAUAUAUAUUUAUAUUAUAUAUUUGUAUAUAUUAAAAAUAUAUGUGCUAUGAAUACGACGUCAAUGUGUAUUUGAUGUCAAUAACAUUUUAUAUAAUGACAUAUUGUAUUAUAUUUAUUAAGUACAAAUUGAAAGAGAUCGAGAAAAUAAAAUACCUGUAAAACCAUACAAAUGUUAUAAUGUUUAAUUACCGAUAAAGUUAGAUAGUAACUAAAAUAAUAAUUAAAGUAUGUUCAUUGGAACCGAAUAAUUAUAUAGAUACUGCAGUGGUGUUUUUACUGAGCUUCAAAGGGUACGGUUUAUAGCAUAUAUUUGAGGUAGUGAAAAAGGUAAAA
Messenger RNA from Bombus terrestris (buff-tailed bumblebee), 2911 nucleotides. Its product is annotated as SET and MYND domain-containing protein 4. Lineage: Eukaryota; Metazoa; Arthropoda; Insecta; Hymenoptera; Apidae. The coding region runs from base 502 to 2397 and encodes 631 amino acids. Gene Ontology annotation, molecular function: protein binding. The transcript has 6 exons. The record is from RefSeq and is a predicted model, not a curated record.